This is a messenger RNA of Patella vulgata (common limpet), 3068 nucleotides long. RefSeq lists its product as uncharacterized. Gene Ontology annotation, biological process: chaperone-mediated protein complex assembly. Lineage: Eukaryota; Metazoa; Mollusca; Gastropoda; Patellidae. The transcript has 2 exons. Gene Ontology annotation, molecular function: ATP binding. The coding region runs from base 341 to 2104 and encodes 587 amino acids. The record is from RefSeq and is a predicted model, not a curated record.
AACAAAUAGGUUGUGGCUUGAAUGUUCUUGUAUUAACAAUUUUAUCGGAUUUUCUAUCUCAUUUUAGAUCUAAAAAAGUAUUGGUCUAGUCAGAUCAAUCAAAAUUGAUGUACAACACAGACAAUUAUAUAUGUGUCAAAAUGAUCAACUAUGAUUGUGGACACUACCUGCCCUGGUAGAAGUAGAAAAAUAUAAGAGAACACAAAACAAAUAAAAUGUACAAAUUGGUUAGAUAAUAGAAAAUUUGAAAGACUGUUUUGAGCUUUCACCACUUUCAGUUGAUAAUCAAGGGAAAUAAAUUUAACAAGAUUAAUUAGUGAUGAAGAUAUAAAAGGAAAGAAUGACAACACAAGGAAAUAAAAUCAAACUGAAAGAUCUGGUUGAUAUAACAGGAGCUCUUUCAAAGAUAAUUUGUAAAUCAUUUGGACCAAGAUGUCGUCAGACUCUUCUUUCCACCUCCACAGGUAAAAUCAUGAUCACAUCGGAUGGAUUCCAGAUUCUCAGAUCAUUAAAUAUCGGACAUCCUGUUGCUAAGGUCAUAGUUGAAGCUUGUGAAAAACAGCACAGUAACCAUGGCGAUGGUGUCAAGACAUUUCUUUUGUAUCUAUCCACAUUCAUGCAGUGUUUAGUCAAAAUUUCUUUAGAUUAUGAAAACCUUAGUUUGAAGAUUUCCAGACAAAUUCCCCUUUUUAUAGAAGAAACAUUAUCAAACUGUUUUAAGACAUUAGCAUUGAAAUCAUUUUUUCUGGAUUCAGAUUCCAAAUUAUCAGAUAUUUCAUAUCUAUUCAAGUCUGUUAUUACAACAACUUUAUCAACUCAUUUUAGUAAAAAACAAAGUCAACUGUUCUCAGAAAUGAUUAUUGAAGCCAUUAACAACAAGUCUUUCGAUUUCAUAGAUAUUUUAGAUUUAAUUAAUUUCUAUGUCGACUAUUUUGAUUUGCUCCAUAUUAAAUGCAGGCAGUCUUAUUCAAAGUCGAAGAUAAUACCAGGAAUCUUACUUCGAGACUUUACUGUUCGACCUCAUGACACCUCAGAAAAAAAUCUUAAAUUUGUGAUUCUACAGAACUCUAUUGAAGGAAACACUGAAGAAAAAUCAGAUGAAAUUAUAAAUGUUUCCAUGGAUACAGAUUUAGAUUCCUGUUUUAUGGAGAGAAUCAAGGCAGCUGACAUUUUUCUCAAAAAAUUGUCCAAUGACGAAAUUCGACUAAUCUUUUGUAAUCAGAAAGUUCCCCCAUAUGUGAUAUCCUUAUGUAACAAAUAUAAAAUCGGUGUUAUUGGUUACCUGGAUGACGAAGACAUAAUAUUUUUAGAAACAUUAACCAGUUGUCCAUCGAUAUCCAGUAUUUAUGAAGAUAUUACAGAUGUUUCAAUAGGAGAGACUAUAUACGAGAGAGUGAAUUAUUAUGGAAAGUAUUUUAUAAAUUUGACGUUUAAAAACCCUCUCAUAAAAACAUUUCUGCUCUGUGCACCGACAGAUGGACUGGUGUAUGAAUUAUCUUCCCUAUUUUAUAAAACGUUAAAAACAUUGCAAACAGCUUCAAAUGGAACCAAUAACGGUUAUCCAAGAAAAUUAUUUAUGCGUGAAACAAGCCCAAAGGUAGAAAAAAAUGGAACUUUAGACAGUGAACAUUUGUUACAAGAAAAUUUAAAAGUUGGUCAAUCAGAUCAAAUUAACAGGCUUGUCACCCUUGAAACUAAUGAUAACUCUCAAAAACUCUUUCUGAUUUCUGGUGGGGGAUAUUUUGAAUUUCAGAUGGCCAAAUUUCUUAAAGAGUCAUCAAAGAAUUUCACCGAUCAACAGUCUGGCAUGCUUUGUAAAAUUCUGAGCGAUGUCUUAUUGUGUAUCCCAGAAGCCCUCCAUACGAAUUUAUGCUUGAAUACCUCCACUAAUAAACGUGAAUAUAUCCAAAAGUUACAAACUAUAUUAGGCUCUGAUGAAAAUUUGUGUUUGAAUCCUCGUGGUGAAAUCAAGGACUGUAGUUCUUCAAGGCCAAAUGGGUGUCUGGAAUCUUUAAAUAUUAAAAUAAUCACAUUAUGUAAUGUUCUGCAACUUAUUCAACAGUUUUUAAGAUUUGAUAUGGUAGUUGGAAUAAACAAAACCUGAUGUUUAAAUCUUAAGGUAACUACAUUAUGUAAUGUUUUGCAAAUUAUUAAGAUUUGAUAUUGUAGUUGGAAUUAGAGAGAGAGAUAGAAAUGGGGUUUAAUGUCCACUCGACACAAACUAGGUAAUUUUGGGACUAACAUAUGGUUAAAUUUUAUUUCAAUAAUUCACUGGGGCGUAGGGGUCUUUAGCAGUGGGAGCAAACCGGAGGAGAAAACCUACGAGGUUGGACAGGUGACCCUACUCCUUGUCAUGUACAACCGGGGAAUCAAAACCACGCCAGAUGACUCAAUGACAGACCUUAUGAUACAACGCGCACAUGCAAACCAUUCGGCCAUCCAACCCCCCUAGUUGGAAUAGACAAAACUGAUGUUUAAAGUCCCUGAUCAUUCUUUGAGGGAUUUUGAAUCCCUAGCAAACUACAAUAUUGUGAUAGUUGAAUCUCUAAAAGGACUAUCAGUCCAAACAUGGUUCAUUUCCAUCAGUAUUUACACAGAUAUGAUGAUAUAAACAAACCAGUGCCACCUAUAGUAUAUUUUGAUAGGACUCUUUUUAUUAGAAUUGAAUCCAAACCAUUGAUAUUUUGUUUUUGUUGUUUUAAACAUACAUUAUGCAAGAGCUAAAUCUGCCUAUUUCAGGACUUUCUUUAGGCCCGAAAUGUUAUCUAAAUUAUUAAUUAGACAUUAAUUAACCUAUCCAGGCCAUAAUCGACUUUAGAUGGCAGCGCUAGCCUGCGAUCUUAAGUGGUUUGUAAGCCGAUUUACUGCAUAACUUUCCUUCUCGAUUAAACAAUUAAAUGGAUAAUCGAGACUAUGUUGUUUAUCGUACUGACUUUAGUAAUGAUGACCGAGGCUUAUGGGAAUUUCAGUCGCUUAGUUCUCGGUUCAUAGUUGAUCAAUUUGAAUGAAAUUUUCACCAAAUUGCCUUUACAUUAUCUAGUUUUUAACUAUUAUAGUGAGAACUGCCA